UCGCUAGUAUCAUCAGCAGUUCUUCGCUGUCCUGUCCCCCAGUUCUGAAAUCCAGGAACUGCUGUGCAGUCAGCAGCCAUGAAUCGGCUCGGUGCGCUGUUGAUUUUACCAGUUUUACUGGAAUCAGUGGUAUCAAUUUCUUUCUUUCUACCGGUCAACACAAGGAAAUGUCUACGGGAAGAAAUCCACAAAGAUGUGCUUGUAACAGGAGAGUAUGAAAUUAGUGAACAACAGAGCACGAAAACUAACCUGAAGAUCACGGAUUCCUCAGGCCAUAUUCUUUAUUCUAAAGAAGAUGCCACAAAGGGAAAAUUCGCCUUCACCACAGAGGAUUACGACAUGCUUGAAGCUUGUUUUGACAGCAAAUCCCCAAUGGGAACUGGGAGGGUCCCUGAUCAGCUGGUCAACUUGGACAUGAAGCAUGGUGUGGAGGCAAAGAAUUACGAGGAGAUUGCCAAAGUGGAGAAGCUGAAACCAUUGGAGGUCGAGCUGAGGCGACUGGAAGAUCUGUCGGAGUCCAUUGUCAAUGAUUUUGCAUAUAUGAAGAAAAGAGAGGAGGAGAUGAGGGAUACCAAUGAAUCCACCAACACACGCGUCCUGUACUUCAGCAUAUUCUCCAUGUGCUGCUUGAUUGGGCUUGCCACCUGGCAGGUGUUCUACCUGCGCCGCUUUUUCAAGGCCAAGAAGCUCAUUGAGUAGAGUGAGACUGGUUUUGCUCAGGGGAUCCAAAUAUCCCUCCACCCCCCCCUGCACCCGGCUCCUUGGCUGGAGGAACGUUCCGGCAGUUGAGGGCUGGAGAGAAGGAGAAUUCUAGUUUCCAGGGGAACAGGAAUGCACUAUUGGUUGUUCUCCUACUGCAUAUUUUGGCGUUUUUUUUUUUUUUAUGUCUUCUUUCUCCACGCUAUGAUUCUGUUGUAGUAAGCCCUCAAACAUGUACAAACUCAUUUUAGUUAUUGCUACAGUUUUGCUGUUGGUAAAAAGACUCUUGGUGCAUAUUUGGUAUAAUUGAUAAGCUUGUUUUGUUUAGACAAGAUGUUCUCUUCAACUACUGAAUGUUUUUGUCUGACGGCAGAUUAAGUAACUCCUAGCUUUGGGUUUUGUUUUAAUCACUGUAAAUGAUUUGGGGCUCGCAUUGGGUUUCUUUGAGGUAUGGGAUUGACUAUUCUGUGACAACAACUUUUACCACAAUCAAGUUUGAGUUGCUUGUAGUAAAUUUAUCCUUGACAAGACGGGAUAUUGGUCUUGGGAUAUAGCCCACCCCCCAUUUAGUACCAUGCCAUGUAUUUGUAUGUUUUGUCAUUUGAGUUUUGAUAACAUUUGUAACCUGUUCUAAAAGUUUACGUACCACAAUUUACUGGUAAUGAACAUGUUAAUAUGAAAAAUGCCUAUAUUUUCAAAGGUGUUGUUCUUCCUGAAAUUUUUAUGGUUUCAGGAAACUGUACCCUGGAUAAAGUUUGGCUUGAACAAGUCAUCCAUGCUCUACUUUCCCAAAGUUGAGGCAUGGAUAGAGGAUAAAUGUUACACCAUUAAACUUAUUUCGGUUUUACUUCACAACAAAUUCCCUAGAAUCUACAAUUACAAGGUAUAUGACCGCUUAUUGGUAUAUUUACACUGAUGCACACAUCCCCAUUGUUUCUUGAAUUCUGUAAUUUGCAUUUUGAAUGUUGAAAAUGGGUUUUUCAUUCAAUAAAAAUUAAAAUUUGA
Messenger RNA from Alosa alosa (allis shad), 1704 nucleotides. RefSeq names its product transmembrane p24 trafficking protein 10 (gene tmed10). The coding region runs from base 79 to 699 and encodes 206 amino acids. Lineage: Eukaryota; Metazoa; Chordata; Actinopteri; Clupeiformes; Clupeidae. Gene Ontology annotation, biological process: intracellular protein transport; endoplasmic reticulum to Golgi vesicle-mediated transport; Golgi organization. Gene Ontology annotation, cellular component: endoplasmic reticulum; COPII-coated ER to Golgi transport vesicle; endoplasmic reticulum-Golgi intermediate compartment. The transcript has 5 exons. The record is from RefSeq and is a predicted model, not a curated record.